GGUUGGCUAAAAACAGGAAGAGAGGAGUGUGAUGAGAAGGAAGAUGGAGGUUACAGUGACAGAUGAAAUCAGAGGCGCUGUUUCCCACCAGAUGACUGAGGCUCCUCCCCGGAGAGAAGCUGUUCAUCGUCAUCUCGGUGCUGCUUUAAAAUCCUCCCACUUUCCAAACAGCCUCCAGAACAGAAAGCAGGAGGACACGGACACGCAGCCGCUCAUCCGCAUCAGAAGUCAUCUUACAGAUUUGUGCUGAAGGAGGUUCUGGGGAUCAAACGAAGGAAGCAUCAGAGUGGUGGUGAACAGACUCUCAGUUCUGGUUCUGAUCCACUGAAGACCAUGCUGUACCAGAAGAAGUACCUCUCAGAGGGCCUGAUCCAGAUGGCCAUCCUGCUGAGUCUGUGUGGAAUCAAGCUGGACGUGGGACUGGAUUCUUACCUGCCUCGUUCCUGGUAUGACAUGAUUCAGGGUCCGACCUCAGCACUGACCCAGACCCAGUUCCACAACCUCCGCAACCGCCUAGAGGAUGGCCACAGUCUGAACCCCAAGAGUGUGGACCUGGACCGGUUCUUCACAGCACAAAGGCUGUUAGACUGGGUCCGCUCUCUGGACAGGCUACAGGUUCCCCAUGCAGAGGUAGAGACAUGGCUGGUCCAGAGAGAACCACAUCCUUUCCCCCUGGGACGUCAACAUCAGUUCUCCCUGAUGGAGGGAGCUCCUCCUCAGGGAAGGAGCGACCACACGUCCCCAACUGUGGAGCCCCAAGCUAACCUGGAGGAAGACGAGGAUGGAGAAGAUGAAGAGCUGGGGGAUGCUGCUGGUAGAUAUGUGGACUCUGAGAGCCCUAGUGUUGUUCCUGAUGGGCCCUCCAUGGACCUGGAUCUGGAAGACCAAUGGCAAGAUCUGCUGGCAAUCCUGGAGCCUGAGAACUUGGAUUCCAGACCAGACGGGAAUCUAAAUGCUGUUGGAUCUGAUGGGAAUGUGAUCCAGCAGCUGGACCAACAGAACCUUCUCACAGGGAUGGCUUCUCAGCACGACUUGCUGGGAACUGGAAACCAGUCGGAUCUGGGCCUGGUUCUGCUUUCUCUCACUCCCAGCUCGGAGCUGGACAACCACGGAGAUCUGCCUGCAGAGGACUUCUUCAUGGGUCUGAAUCCAGAAGACAACCUAGUCAACAUGGAUCCAUCAUCUCCAGAUUUUAAGGGAAUGCUAGAACCUGAGAGCCUCUCUGAAGCUGGUGUUAACUUUCCUUCUUUUGACCUGGUGACUCCCAGUUUCAUCACAACCUUAGAAGGGAAUUAUCUGAGCCAGGACCUUCUGGGACCUUCUGAUGCCUUUCUGUUGGAUGAAGAGGGUGUAGAUGGUCUCUGUAGCCCACUUGGUGACCUCUUAGAGGAUGCUUCCAUCUUGGAUGCUGUGAGAAUGUGGGACCCAGUCCUGGAAGCAGGAUUUGAUCUGGAGAUGGCUGCCGGGUUGGAGGAGGAAGGCUGCGAUUACCACGCAGGAAACCAGCCAGAGACUGGCAGGGAAGAUCAGAACCAUCCAGGAAGCCCAGAGGACGAUUCAACCAGCUUCCCGACACACACCGAGAGUUUUCGAACCUUUUCCCCUUCCCCUGCCCUAGACAGUGAGGAUGAGAUGGAAUCGGACUCUGGUCUCUCCCUGGACUUCAGUCACAGUCCUGUUUCUUCUUCAUGUGUUUCUAAUGGCUCAUCUUCAUCAUCGUCCUCUCCAUGGUGUGGGUCAGCUGCGGGAAGUCUCUUCUCAGAAAAUGAGGAUGAAGAUGCUGAGGACAGCUUUGGUUCAGAGAUGGAAGUGGAGGAAAAUCUGGAGGAGUUGGGAGCAGUUGGAGGGUGUUCCGGAGAUGUGAAAAAUCUCUUUCCAGUAAGGAUAAGUGGGAAUCAUGAACUGUUCCACAGACUUUCCUGGCAGGAACAUGUCAGUCAUGAUCACACGUACAACCAGGACUGGUCAUCCACCACUUCACUUUCCAAGAUGCUUCCCAGAAGGACCAAAUCCCAGCGCUCCUUCUCCAGUCACAUCACUGGGACCAAAUUCUGGAGCCGGGAUGAGCAGCGAGCCCGAGCCCUCAGAGUCCCGUUCUCCAACCAGCGGAUUGUUAGCAUGCCGGUGGAGGAAUUUAAUGAUCUGCUGAGCAGAUUCCAGCUGAACGAGGAACAGCUUACCCUCAUCAGGGACAUCCGGCGGCGCGGGAAGAACAAGAUCGCUGCUCAGAACUGCCGGAAGAGAAAACAAGACGUGCUGCAGGGGUUGGAGGACGAAGUGUCGGGUCUGAGGCGACACCGUUCUCAACUCCUCCGAGAGAGAAGGGAAGCUCUCAGGAAUCUGCAGGAGAUGAAGAGCAGGUUUGGAAUGCUGUCCCAGGAAAUCUUCUCCAAGCUUAGGGAUAAGGAAGGGAAGCCACUGAACGCCACAGAGUACAUCCUCCAUUUUGGAUCGAGUGAUGGUGAUGCAGCGCAGAUGGCAGAUAAAGACAGCAAGAAACCCAGACACAAGGAUUAAAACCUGGAAAACCGGAAGAAUACAGACACUGACUCACCAAACCGGCAGCUAGCACCGCCAACGUCUGCAAGGAAGCAGGACUGUUUCUAUGGUUACGGGACAGAAACUGGAAGGCUGCGAUGGUGUUUGGUUCAGUUUCUAAGAUCUGACAUCCUUCUAGAUUGAUAUGUGGAAUUUUUAAUCUAACAAAAUACGGAGUGAUUGGAACAUCCAUGAUUUCAAGAACAUGUUUAAUUUCAGGGCAACGGUGCACCUAAUGAACGUUCCUGAAGGAAGGAAACAUUCCUGACGGAGUAAACGCUUCUGAAGGAAGGAAACAUUCCUGAAGGAGGGAAAUGUUCGCGAAGGAAGAAAAUGUUCCCGAAGGAAGGAAAAGUUCCUGAAGGAAGGCAACGUUCCUGAAGGAAGGCAACGUUCCUGAAAGAGGAAAAUUUCCUGAAGGAAUAAACUGUUCCUGACUGUGUGCAAAUUCCAAAGAAAUGAUAGAAGCUGUUUAAUCAGUAACUAAGUGACUGAAGGAAGAACAGCGAUGAAGACAGAAGGAUGAAGAGGACGCCGUCCUACGCAGGGGGCCAGCCAGCAGGGGGUGUGGCAGUUCCUGAUAAAACAGCUGACAAGACUUGUCACAGUAACAUCACCUGACCCUUCUGAGGACGACUACGUCACGGUAAUGUCAGACAAAAAGAAAUUAGAUCUGAGCUGAAAAUCUGAUGGAAACCUGCUGACUGAAGGCCUGAAACAGAAAAAACUGUCCAGAGACUCCAAGUCCUGAAGGAACCCCAUGACUGCCUCCAUGUUGGAUGACAUCAUGAACUCAACAGUCAUUCCCGACUUCACAUCUGAGCUGGAGCUCUGCAGGAACCGGAGGACUCUGAGGAGGGAUCCUUCUGCAGGACUAGACUGGAUUAUUAGGUUUUACUUCUUCCAUGUGAAGAGAAGGAGCUUCCAGCUGAAAAUGCGAAUUUUCAGACUGAAGGAGCCAUUUAUUUAUCUUUUUACUUCCUGCUGUCUGUUUGAAAUGUCCACAUUAAAUCCAGAAAGGUCGGAACUGCUGCAGGAGUGGUGGGAAUAACCCGGGAUUUUCAGAGUAAAUGUCUCACAUGACCUGUGAACAGAACAAAAUCUAUAGUUAUUAAUUUUAUCUUAAAAUCUUUGGAUCAUGAAGAUCCUUCGGUGACCUGAACCAGAGAUGAUCAUGUGAACAUGUGAGUGCACGUUUCAGCGUCUAACAUAUAUGUUUUUCUCUUUCUGGAGGAGGAUCAUCUGGAAGAACUGAGUCACGGAAGCAGACUUUAGGAAUCCAGGAACAUUUACUAAAUCUGACCAUUAAAAGAUCAACAAACAUGCAGCAACACAAACUAAAGGCUACGCCCAGAAAACAGGAGAUACAAAAACUAGCAGCAGACCUGGACCAGAUGCUGAGGUCCUGGUUCAGUCCUAGACUAGGUUGUGCAGACCUGGUUCAGACCUGGACCAGAACCAAGAACCAGACUUGAUCUGGACCUGGAGGAUCAGACUUCUCUGGUCUCAGAGGACCAGACUGGUCUGGGUCUCGGAGGAAGAACUGAAGCAGAUUUAAAGCUGAAGGUCUAAAACAGUUUUUUUAAGGUCUCAGUGUGAAAUUAAAAGAUUUAAAAACAUU
Messenger RNA from Melanotaenia boesemani (Boeseman's rainbowfish), 4159 nucleotides. Its product is annotated as endoplasmic reticulum membrane sensor NFE2L1-like. The coding region runs from base 334 to 2517 and encodes 727 amino acids. The transcript has 7 exons. The record is from RefSeq and is a predicted model, not a curated record. Lineage: Eukaryota; Metazoa; Chordata; Actinopteri; Atheriniformes; Melanotaeniidae. Gene Ontology annotation, biological process: regulation of transcription by RNA polymerase II. Gene Ontology annotation, cellular component: nucleus. Gene Ontology annotation, molecular function: DNA-binding transcription factor activity, RNA polymerase II-specific; RNA polymerase II cis-regulatory region sequence-specific DNA binding.